Molecule: messenger RNA, 3634 nt
Organism: Bactrocera neohumeralis
Lineage: Eukaryota; Metazoa; Arthropoda; Insecta; Diptera; Tephritidae
Gene: CCHa2-R
Product: neuropeptide CCHamide-2 receptor
Exons: 7
Coding region: 766-2232 (488 amino acids)
Biological process (GO): G protein-coupled receptor signaling pathway
Cellular component (GO): membrane
Molecular function (GO): G protein-coupled receptor activity
Source: RefSeq, a predicted model, not a curated record
UUCCGCAGCAGUCAGACGUGUUUUCGAAUCCCCAAACCGAAAAAACCAAGUGUUUUUGGUAGAGGGAAAUGUGUGUUUACGAGUCAUAAUUAUCUUGCGGUGUUUCUCGAAUUCGUAAAAGUGAUGUAAGAAAACGUACGAAGUUCUAAAAAAAAUUUAAAUAAAUACAAAUAUUAUUUUGGUGGUCAUUGGGCUUAUGCCAGAAAAGAUUUAAAUCAAAAUCAGAUUUCAUGUUGGUGUAAAAGGCGUUAAAGAAAAAAUUUGCAAAUAUUACGUACAUCCAUACAUGUACUAUAUGUAUAAGUGUCAAAAAGUGUCAUAAUGUCCAAAUUCUUUUAAAGUGUUUAAAAUCACAAAAAUUAAAAAAAAAAACUCUGUGCUGAUCUCUUGACUUUUAGCGACGAGAAAAUACAACUUUGUGAAUAAACUCUACUAAAUGUGAGCUGUGUAUCAGCCGCAACGCCAAGAAUAUAAAAGCAUACAUUCUCCACAACAACAAAGAUAAAGACGAAAAGUUAAUGCCAAAAGACAUCGCCAAAAUGUACACUAUUAUUCCACCGACCAGUGCAUAGUCAAAACCCACUCAACAUAUUUGACAUUCCAACGAGUACACACACAAGUAGUGGCGCUCAUCACUCAACGGCAAAUCAUCUGUCAAAGCCGAGCCGAGCUGUGCAGCCAAGGCGUUAACAGCUAAGUAACCCAAUAAGGCAGUUCGUGCGACAGUCCGCGUCCGUCGACCGUUGUCAGCCACUACACUGCAGCAUGUUUGGGUCACAGCCAGCAUCCGGGAGGCUGGUCACCGCUCUGCCGUGGGCUAUGCACGUCUCAACCACAACGUCACGCUCGUCAUACUUCGAUAUCGGUGGCCCAGCCUUGGCUUCUGCUAUCGGUAGAGUGGCAGCCAGCACCAGCCUCGAAGAAAGCCUGCGCAACAAGAGUGCGUUUGUGGGUGCGGUGUGGGGUGAUGAUGCGGACAUCGAUCCCGCCACGGAUUAUGUGCCACCCUCACAACGACCCGAAACCUAUAUUAUCACAGUGCUGUUUGCGCUCAUCUUUAUUGUUGGCGUUUUAGGUAAUGGCACUUUGGUGAUAAUAUUUUUUCGGCAUCGCUCCAUGCGCAACAUUCCCAACACUUAUAUUCUCUCGCUGGCCUUGGCCGAUCUGCUGGUCAUUACCAUUUGUGUGCCAUUGGCCUCCAUCGUUUACACACAGGAGAGUUGGAACUUCGGUGCCGAGAUGUGUGGCAUCAGUGAGUCCUUCAAAGACAUUUCCAUUGGCGUUUCGGUAUUUACACUGACCGCCCUGUCUGGCGAACGCUAUUUCGCCAUUGUGAAUCCGUUGCGCAAACUGCAGACGCGGCCUUUGACCGUUUUCACCGCCUCGAUGAUCUGGAUAGUGGCCAUUUUGCUGGCGGCGCCGUCGUUUAUUGUCUCCGAUCUUCAAGAGAUACACAUUCCACCAAGCAAGAAUAGUAAGAACUUGACAAUUGUCAUUUGCUCGCCGUUCGGACGUUAUCGCCCCAAUUAUAAGACUUAUUCCAAAUACGCUGUGAUCAGCAAGGCGAUCAUCUAUUAUGUGCUGCCGCUGUUCAUCAUCGGAGCCUUGUACAUCCUCAUGGCCAAGCGUUUGCACACGAGUGCACGUGAAAUGCCCGGCGAGGCGUUGGGCAUGCAAAGCCGGUCGCAGGUGCGAGCGCGUCGUUACGUGGCGCGAAUGGUGGUCUCCUUUGUUGUGAUAUUUUUUGUCUGCUUCUUCCCUUACCAUGUAUUCGAGUUGUGGUUCCACUUAAAUCCCACGGCUAUAGAUGACUUUGAUGACUUCUGGCAUGCCGUUCGCAUAAUAGGAUUCUGUGCAAGUUUUUUGCACUCAUGCGUCAAUCCCGUCGCGUUGUAUUGCGUCUCCGGCGUGUUCCGGCAGCACUUCAAACGCUAUUUGUGUUGCCUGUGCAUUAAACGACAGCCGCACAUCCGCCAACACUCCACAGCGACGGGCGUGAUGGAAACGAGCAUCAUGUCGAUGCGGCGCUCCACCGUCAACAACUACAAUCGCGCAUCGAUGCACAUCAACAAUAACAGGGGCGGCACCAAUGGCGGCGGCGGCAGCGCUGGUGGCGCGUCCACCACCAGCACAAGCUUUCAACGGCAAGCCUCAAUGCCGCUGCACCACAGCGUCACGCUGCAGAAAAACGGAGCUGGCGGCGGCACCCACGCCGCUGGCGACAAGAGGUGAGAUACGGUCGUCAUGAUGCUGGAAGCGGACGAAUUUCUUUAAGUAUGUAACGCACUGCGUAACACUUGUGAUCAUAACAGCACCCACACCCAGACACGUACGCACACAACUGUCCGUUGUGCCAUCACAUGUACUACGUGUUCCACUUGAUGGGGUCUUAGAUAGUUUAAUGAGUUAAGUGUAGUGUUAUUGUUGUACAUUAUUGGGGUUAUUGUAAGGGGGAAGAAUAACAUUGUGUGGUGCAAUUAAAUGCGCACUAAUGAAGCGUUCGAGCGACUUAAAGCGGAAAAAGGCGAGCAGACAGUGUUACCAGCUCGCUUCGGGCGGGAAUAUAGUGCCGCUGUGAGUUAAUCAGCAACAUGACGCUGCGCUUCACUAUGUUUUAAUCUUAAGGGGUACACUCCAAGUGGUAUUAUGCUAACGGUGAUUUUAUAUUUAACUGUUUUUGUUGAUAUUAUGAAGCGGUGGUGCUGCUACCGUUCGUUUGUUGCAAAUACACUAACGAGCAAAAGUUGAGUAUGGCAAUUAAAAGCCUUUUCAAAAGCGAUUUUUAUGAAGUAUACGUGUUCUUGAUAUAUGUAUAUGUAAUGUUUGCCGUUUAAAUAUCACCGCUUUGCUCAUCAGUGUAUAAACAAACAUUUGCCUAAUGUAUAUAUAUGUACUUAUGUAUAUAUAAUGAAAUUUUGUUUAAUUGUAUUAAGAAACCGUAAACUAAAUAGUUUCGUAAACAGUUUAGUAAAUAGUUUAGUAAUUAUAUAAGAAUAUGGAAAUACAUAAAAAAAUUACACAAAUAUCUUGUCGUGUUGAGCCACGCUUAAAAACACUUCGCCUAACUGUGAACUUACUGCUAGAAGUAGAGUUAAGACUUUUUACGUUAAAUCAGGUUGUUGUUAUUGUAUAUACUCGCAUAGUAUUUUUAUAUGUGUGUAAUUACUAAUUCUCUAACUGUGAAUGUACAUAUUUGCAUAAAUUGAUAACUUCCCUAUAUGUGUAGUUGUGAGUACGUUUGUUAACUGUACAUAAAAAUAACAAAUCACAACUGAAAGGCAACCCGAACUGGAAGUUGAGAUCCUGAUCUGGUAUGUACACGAACACACAUAAAUACGUGCGCACACACGGGGAAUAUAUAUGUACAUACAUACACAUAUGUGGUAUGUGUUAUUGUUGGGGUGUUACACUCAAGCAAACUGUUUAAUUUACUUUUGUCACGACGAUAUGGCAACAUUCCCGCUCCAUUCUACCACAUUCUUCCUUGUUUGUAAGUAAUUUUAGCUAGUAAAGAAUACACGCUCACACACACAUGUUUGUAUAUACAUACCUAUACACAAAAGUAAAAACAUAAGUAAAUGUGCGUAACAUGAAAAUAAAGAAUGAACUCAAGAGACGCGAAUACAUAAAAACA